GCGGUGCACAGCGUCAGGGCUGGCCCAGGACAGGCGAGGGGCCAAGUGAAGAGUUUGGGGGGAUGCCUUCCCUGGUGAGGAAGGGAAUGGCAUGGAGGUGAGGAGGUUCUGGUGAUUACAGGGACGCUAGGAAAAGGAAGUUCCGGGACCCUCCCUGCUCAUGCCCACCUCGGCUUUCUGCCUCAGGCCUCACCUUGUCCCCAGAGCCUGGACGCCCCCUAACCGCUUGGUAGAUGUGACCUUUAAUCUGGGGGGCUGGCCCUGCAUGCCCCAGCCCUCUCAGAGCCCUGGGGAGCCCCUUGGGCCUCCGCCCGACCCCCCAGGCCAGGCUCUGAAGCUGGCCUCUGGGACUGGGCCCCCGGCACAGUGGGCACCUGCACCAGCCCCACCUGUGCUUUGGCCCUUCCCUGCAGGGCACUCACCAUGGCCCCGCCGCUCCUGCUGCUGCUGCUGGCCAGUGGAGCGGCCGCCUGCCCACUGCCCUGUGUCUGCCAGAACCUGUCCGAGUCGCUCAGCACCCUCUGUGCCCACCGGGGCCUGCUGUUUGUGCCGCCCAACGUGGACCGGCGCACUGUGGAGCUGCGGCUGGCCGACAACUUCAUCCAGGCUCUGGGGCCGCCGGACUUCCGCAACAUGACGGGGCUGGUGGACCUGACGUUGUCCCGCAACGCCAUCACCCGCAUCGGGGCCCGUGCCUUCGGGGACCUGGAGAGCCUGCGCUCCCUGCACCUGGAUGGCAACAGGCUGGUGGAGCUGGGCACCGGCAGCCUGCGGGGCCCCGUCAACCUGCAGCACCUCAUCCUGAGCGGCAACCAGCUGGGCCGCAUCGCACCAGGGGCCUUCGACGACUUCCUGGACAGCCUGGAGGACCUGGAUCUGUCCUACAACAACCUGCGGCAGGUGCCCUGGGCGGGCAUCGGUGCCAUGCCUGCCCUGCACACCCUCAACCUGGACCACAACCUCAUCGAUGCGCUGCCCCCGGGCGCCUUCGCCCAGCUCAGCCAGCUCUCGCGCCUUGACCUCACCUCCAACCGCCUGGCCACCCUGGCACCCGACCCGCUCUUCUCCAGGGGGCGCGACGCCGAGGCCUCACCCGCCCCGCUGGCGCUGAGCUUCAGUGGGAACCCCCUGCACUGCAACUGCGAGCUGCUGUGGCUGCGGCGCCUGGGCCGGCCGGACGACCUGGAGACGUGCGCCUCGCCGCCAGGCCUGGCUGGCCGCUACUUCUGGGCUGUGCCCGAGGGCGAGUUCUCCUGCGAGCCGCCCCUCAUCGCCCGCCACACGCAGCGCCUCUGGGUGCUGGAGGGCCAGCGGGCCGCGCUGCGGUGCCGGGCACUGGGCGACCCUACGCCCACCAUGCACUGGGUUGGCCCUGAUGACCGGCUGGUGGGCAAUUCCUCCCGAGCCCGGGCUUUCCCCAAUGGGACCCUGGAGAUUGGGGUGACAGGUGCCGGGGAUGCGGGGGUCUACACCUGCAUUGCUACCAACCCUGCUGGUGAGGCCACAGCCCGUGUAGAGCUGCGGGUCCUGGCCUUGCCCCACGGUGCGAACGGCAGCACUGAGGGGGGCCGCCCGGGGCCAUCGGACAUUGCUGCCUCAGCCCGCACUGCUGCCGAGGGCGAGGGGACGCUAGAGUCUGAGCCAGCCGUGCAGGUGACGGAGGUGACGGCCACCUCAGGGCUGGUGAGCUGGGGGCCUGGGCGGCCAGCGGACCCCGUGUGGAUGUUCCAAAUCCAGUACAACAGCAGCGAGGACGAGACCCUCAUCUACCGGUGUGCCGACUAUGACCUCUGCCUGCUGGCUCUGUCACCUGCCGCUGGGCCUUCCGACCUCACGGCCACCAAGCUGCUGGGCUGUGCCCACUUCUCCACACUGCCAGCCACGCCCCUGUGCCACGCCCUGCAGGCCCACGUGCUGGGCGGGACUCUGACUGUGGCUGUGGGGGGUGUGCUGGUGGCUGCCUUACUGGUCUUCACUGUGGCCUUGCUGGUUCGGGGCCGAGGGGCCGGGAAUGGCCGUCUCCCCCUCAAGCUUAGCCACGUCCAAUCCCAGACCAAUGGAGGCCCCAGCCCCACGCCCAAGUCCCACCCGCCGCGGAGCCCCCCGCCUCGCCCCCAGCGCAGCUGCUCCCUGGACCUGGGAGACACCGGCGGGUGCUACGGUUACGCCAGGCGCCUCGGAGGGGCCUGGGCCCGGCGGAGCCACUCUGUGCAUGGGGGGCUACUCGGGGCGGGGUGCCGGGGGCUGGGCGGCAGUGCGGAGAGGCUGGAAGAGAGUGUGGUGUGACGGGAAGGGAGUCGCCCAGGGCAGAGGGCACAGGGUGGGCGGCUACCUGGCCUGGGUGGGUCAGCGCUGCCUGGGAGGCCCUCCCGAAUUACCCUCGGUACCUCAGGCCCCUUUGUGCUUGGCAGGACAGGGGGCCCUUUCCCUGGUUCUGGCCUACAGAGGAGCAUAAGGGGACAGGUCCCUCUGACAGGUGCUUAAAGCCAUUGAGGCAGGGGCUGCAGCCACCAAGUGGGAUUCUUGUUUUUCUUUAUAAUAAAAUUGUUGGGGACACCUCA
Pteropus alecto (black flying fox) is the source of this 2561-nucleotide messenger RNA. It is a transcript of the gene LRFN4, whose product is annotated as leucine rich repeat and fibronectin type III domain containing 4. The transcript has 2 exons. NCBI's taxonomy places the organism in Eukaryota, Metazoa, Chordata, Mammalia, Chiroptera, Pteropodidae. The record is from RefSeq and is a predicted model, not a curated record. Bases 424 to 2286 code for a protein of 620 amino acids. Gene Ontology annotation, molecular function: protein binding.